AUGUCGACCAUCUCGCUUGCGUCCCCCGCCGAUUUUCACGUCCAUCUUCGUCAGGGAGACCUAUCCAACCUAGUCACAAAACAUGUCAGGCAAGGUGGAUUCAAGCUCGCGUAUGUCAUGCCAAACCUGAAACCGCCCAUUACCACCACCGAUCAGGCUCUUCUUUACAAAGCUCAGCUGCAGUCGAUAGAUCCUGCAGUCGAGUACUUGAUGACCUUGUAUCUCUCGCCAGAGCUUACACCAGACGAGAUACGGAAAGCUAAGCGUUCCGGUAUAGUCGGCGUGAAGUCGUAUCCUCGUGGCGUAACGACCAACUCCGAGGGAGGCAUUGAGUCUUAUGAGGCGUACUACCCUGUUUUUGAAGCGAUGGAGAAGGAGGGUAUGGUCCUGAAUCUGCAUGGCGAAGUCCCUUCCGAUGCUCUGACCGACGUCUGCGUUCUCAAUGCUGAACCCGCCUUUCUUCCCCAUCUCCGCAAGCUACAUGCUCGAUUUCCUCGUCUGCGCAUUGUGCUUGAACAUGCUACUACUCGCGCGGCAGUAGAAUGCGUGAAAAGCUUAGGACACACAGUCGCGUGCACUAUCACUGCCCAUCACCUUGCGAUGACGGUUGAUGACUGGGCCGGUCAAUCUUGGAACUAUUGUAAGCCAGUAGCCAAAUAUCCAGACGACAGACAAGCCUUGCGGGAUGUCAUCAAAGAAGGUCAUCCUCGCUUCUUCCUUGGCUCUGACUCCGCUCCGCAUGCUCCCAACACGAAGUCUACCGCUUCUCCUCUUCAUCCCUGCGCUGCCGGCGUGUACACUUCACCUAUCCUGCUGCCUCUAGUAGCGCAUCUCUUGGAGUCGUUCGGUGCGCUGAAACGUCUUGAAGAAUUCGUCAGUGCGAACGGGCGCGCAUUCUAUGGCGUACCUGUUCCCGAUGGUGAUAGCCAGGUAAUGUUGCAGAAGGUACAAGGCAAUGUGAUUGAGGAGAAAUGGGUCCUUGGGAAGCAAAGUGUUGUUCCUUUUUGGGCGGGGAGACCUCUUGACUGGAAGAUUGUGGCUGAAUAG
Molecule: messenger RNA, 1047 nt
Organism: Sparassis crispa
Lineage: Eukaryota; Fungi; Basidiomycota; Agaricomycetes; Polyporales; Sparassidaceae
Product: Dihydroorotase
Exons: 4
Coding region: 1-1047 (348 amino acids)
Biological process (GO): pyrimidine nucleotide biosynthetic process; 'de novo' pyrimidine nucleobase biosynthetic process
Cellular component (GO): cytoplasm
Molecular function (GO): dihydroorotase activity
Source: RefSeq, a predicted model, not a curated record